Messenger RNA from Arthroderma uncinatum, 711 nucleotides. Its product is annotated as cytochrome P450. The record is from RefSeq and is a predicted model, not a curated record. NCBI's taxonomy places the organism in Eukaryota, Fungi, Ascomycota, Eurotiomycetes, Onygenales, Arthrodermataceae. The transcript is spliced from 2 exons. Gene Ontology annotation, molecular function: heme binding; oxidoreductase activity, acting on paired donors, with incorporation or reduction of molecular oxygen; iron ion binding. The coding region runs from base 1 to 711 and encodes 236 amino acids.
AUGGUAAAUGAUACCGAUGAAUUCCUACCUUCACUUCUUGGUGAGAUGAAGGGCAGAGAAUGGGCCAAGUUCAAUCCAUUGGCAAUACUUUCUUCGUUGUUGAUGGUCUUCUCCACUUCCGUGGUCCUCGGACCAGAGUUCUCCAGAGACACGGAGCUUGUUGAGCAAAUAACUUCGCAUGUGUUGGGCAUCGAAUUAGUGCUAGCGGAAUUCGAUCGAUAUCCACGAAUCCUGUGGCCCUUAGUAUGGGGAUUUUCCUCAGCAACCCGCAACUUUCGCUCAAAUAUCUUGAAUUUGAAGAAAAGGAUGGUUCCCGAAAUAAAAUACCGCAUAAAAAUGCUACGAUCAGGCGAAAAAGCCGAUGAGGAUCUAACAAUGCUAACCUUGUUUUUGAAGCUGGCUUUGAAGGAUGGCAUUCUUUCUCAGCAAGAGUGCCCUGGGUCUGAGGAGAAGCAGGUUGACAGCCUGUUCAUGAAGACCUUGUUCCACAUCUAUGAAAUUUGGGGGCCUAUCGCGCCACUUACAGGUGCCAUGUUUGCUCAGGCAAUGGCAAAUCUUGAACUUGUGGGCGAGCUUAGGGAGGAGAUUUCGAGUUCCUUGGUCUCGUUGGGCGGGUGGAAGCCUGAUAUCCUGACACAAACACGAACACCGAAACUGGAAAGCUUCACGCGCGAGAUCUUGCGUUUACAUGCGCCAAUUUCAAGCAAGUAA